Messenger RNA from Orcinus orca (killer whale), 2577 nucleotides. It is a transcript of the gene SLC7A3, whose product is annotated as solute carrier family 7 member 3. Gene Ontology annotation, biological process: transmembrane transport; amino acid transport. Gene Ontology annotation, molecular function: amino acid transmembrane transporter activity. The record is from RefSeq and is a predicted model, not a curated record. The transcript has 12 exons. The coding region runs from base 477 to 2336 and encodes 619 amino acids. NCBI's taxonomy places the organism in Eukaryota, Metazoa, Chordata, Mammalia, Artiodactyla, Delphinidae. Gene Ontology annotation, cellular component: plasma membrane.
AGAGAGAGGAGAGAGGGUGUGUGUGUGUGUGUGUGUGUGUGUGUGUGUGUGUGUGUGUGUGUGUGUGUGUGUGUGUGUGUGUGUGUGUGUGUGUGUGUGUGUGUGUGUGUGUGUGUGUGUGUGUGUGUGUGUGUGUGUGUGUGUGUGUGUGUGUGUGUGUGUGUGUGUGUGUGUGUGUGUGUGUGUGUGUGUGUGUGUGUGUGUGUGUGUGUGUGUGUGUGUGUGUGUCUUGUGUAGCGAGGAGGAUUGGGGGUGGGAUUUCAUGACGUUACCGGCUCCGCCUCCGGGUGUAUAAAACGGGCGCUUGGCGCGCAACGACCCCAAGCAGCAGCUUUGAAGCUUGAGCAACCGAGCUCGGCAUCCCCAACCCAACUCGGCUGAACUCAGCCUCACCGAACCCUAUCCGAGACGCUCCGCGCUCUGGGCUUGCAAAAGCUCCCCGAUCCUUCCUAGCAUCCUCUUCAAUUCCAGCCAGAAUGCUGUGGCAGGCGCUUUGCAGAUUUGGUCAAAAGCUGGUACGCAGACGUACACUGGAGCCAGGCAUGGCUGAGACUCGCCUUGCUAGAUGCCUGACCACUCUGGAUUUAGUGGCCCUAGGUGUGGGCAGCACAUUGGGUGCAGGCGUGUAUGUCCUGGCUGGCGAGGUGGCCAAAGAUAAAGCAGGACCAUCCAUUGUGAUCUGCUUUUUGGUGGCCGCCCUAUCUUCUAUGUUGGCUGGGCUGUGCUAUGCAGAGUUUGGUGCUCGGGUUCCCCGUUCUGGUUCUGCGUAUCUCUACAGCUAUGUCACUGUGGGUGAACUCUGGGCCUUCACCACUGGCUGGAACCUCAUCCUCUCCUAUGUCAUCGGUACAGCCAGUGUAGCCCGGGCCUGGAGCUCAGCUUUUGACAACCUGAUUGGGAACCACAUCUCUCAGACCCUGCAGGGGAGCAUCUCACUGCACGUUCCCCAUGUCCUCGCAGAAUAUCCAGACUUUUUUGCUAUGGGCCUUGUGUUGUUGCUCACCGGAUUGCUGGCUCUGGGGGCUAGUGAGUCAGCCCUGGUUACCAAAGUGUUCACGGUGGUGAAUCUUUUGGUUCUCGGUUUUGUCAUCAUCUCUGGCUUCAUUAAGGGAGAUCUUCACAACUGGAAGCUCACAGAAGAGGACUACAAACUGGCCGUGGCUGGACUCAAUGACACCUAUAGCUUGGGCCCUCUGGGCUCUGGAGGGUUUGUGCCUUUCGGCUUCGAGGGGAUUCUCCGUGGAGCAGCGACCUGUUUCUAUGCAUUUGUUGGUUUCGACUGUAUUGCUACCACUGGGGAAGAGGCCCAGAAUCCCCAGCGUUCCAUCCCCACAGGCAUUGUGAUUUCACUCUUCGUCUGCUUUUUGGCCUAUUUUGGUGUCUCUUCGGCACUCACACUCAUGAUGCCUUACUACCAGCUUCAACCCGAGAGCCCCUUGCCUGAGGCCUUUCUCUAUACUGGAUGGGACCCUGCCCGCUAUGUUGUAGCCAUCGGAUCCCUCUGUGCUCUUUCUACCAGCCUCUUGGGCUCUAUGUUCCCCAUGCCUCGGGUGAUCUACGCGAUGGCAGAGGAUGGCCUCCUGUUUCGUGUCCUUGCCCGGAUCUACACCGGCACACACACCCCCAUCGUGGCCACUGUGGUCUCUGGCAUUAUCGCAGCAUUCAUGGCAUUCCUCUUUGAACUCACUGAUCUGGUGGACCUCAUGUCAAUUGGGACCCUGCUUGCUUACUCCCUGGUGGCUAUUUGUGUUCUCAUCCUCAGGUAUCAGCCUGACCAGGAGAUGAGGAAUGAGGAAGGUGAAGUGGAGUUGCAGGAGGAGAAGAUCCAUGAAGCAGAGAAGCUGACCCUACAGGGACUAUUUUGUCCACUCAACUCCAUCCCCACUCCACUCUCUGGCCAAGUUGUCUAUGUUUGUUCCUCACUACUUGCUCUACUGCUGAGUGUCCUUUGCCUGGUGCUGGCCCAGUGGUCCACUCCACUGCUUUAUGGAGACCCAGUGUGGAUUGCAGUGUUUGUGCUGCUCCUGAUGCUCAUUACUGGGAUCACUGGAGUCAUCUGGAGACAGCCACAGAGCUCCACUCCACUUCACUUUAAGGUACCUGCUUUGCCUCUCCUCCCACUAAUGAGCAUCUUUGUGAAUAUUUACCUUAUGAUGCAGAUGACAGCUGGUACCUGGGCCCGAUUUGGGGUCUGGAUGCUGAUUGGGUUUGCUAUCUACUUCGGCUAUGGGAUGCAGCACAGCCUGGAAGAGGUUAAGAGUGACCAACCCCCACUCAAGUCUAGGGCCAAAACUGUAGACCUGGAUCUCAGCAGUGCCUGUACACAUUCGAUUUGACAUCAUCACACCUGAAUGCUGUCUGUUCUCCCCGCACAAUAAUGGAGAGUACUCCUGACCACACAGAGAGCUAGGCUUGCCAUGGGAUGUUGGUGGGGCAACACAGAUAGAGCUCUGUAUUUAUUGUGGAGUGAAGGAUGUGUCUGCUCUUUCUUGUCUUUUUUUUUUUCACUCGUCUACUUUUUAACUGUAUCUGUAGCUGCUUACUGGCUUUUAAAAAAUUAUUAAAAGAAACUAGAAA